Molecule: messenger RNA, 2544 nt
Organism: Oncorhynchus mykiss (rainbow trout)
Lineage: Eukaryota; Metazoa; Chordata; Actinopteri; Salmoniformes; Salmonidae
Gene: ube2l3b
Product: ubiquitin-conjugating enzyme E2L 3b
Source: RefSeq, a predicted model, not a curated record
ACUGCGACCCCAAGACAAGUCGCCGCGUUGUAUUCUGGGAACACACAGUAGAUGCAAGAUGGCGGCGAGCAGGAGACUGCACAAGGAACUUGAAGAGAUUCGCAAGUCUGGAAUGAAAAACUUCAGAAACAUUCAAGUGGAUGAAUCCAACAUACUGACCUGGCAAGGUCUCAUUGUCCCUGACAACGCUCCUUAUGACAAGGGAGCUUUCAGGAUUGAAUUAAUCUUCCCCGCCGAGUACCCCUUCAAGCCCCCCAAGAUCACGUUCAAGACGAAGAUCUACCACCCCAACAUCGACGAGAAGGGACAGGUGUGUCUGCCUGUCAUUAGCGCAGAGAACUGGAAACCAGCAACCAAAACUGACCAAGUAAUUCAGUCCCUGAUUGCGUUGGUGAACGACCCCCAGCCAGAGCACCCCCUGAGGGCAGACCUAGCAGAAGAAUACUCAAAGGACCGGAAAAAAUUCUUUAAGAACGCAGAAGAGUUUACAAAGAAACAUGGAGAAAAGAGACCAAUGGACUGAUUACCUGACCAGUUUGUAGCCCUCUCUCUCUCUCUCCUCUCCCCAACUGAAAGUCUCUGUUCUCCUCCCUCCUCUCUGUACCUUCCCCCUCUCUCCUCCCCAUCUCCCCACACACACACACACAUCAUCCUAGCAGCCCGGGAGCAGCCCUAGCCUCACCUCCGCGUGUGGCUGCAGCCCCACCAUCUUCGCAGGACUCUGGAUCAGACCGGUUUCUCCUCCUGGCGAUCGAUCGAUCGAUCCGCUACUAACUUUAUACUAUUUUCUUAAAUUAAAAUAUGAAAAAUGAAAAAGACAAGAAAAAAUAAGUGGUUAGAAUGUCCAUGUUAAAUAUGGAGAACUAAGGAGGGAAAACAAAAUAGAGGGAGAAAAAAAAAAUGUUUAAAAAAAUUGGGGUGGGGAAAACAAGAAAUCACUGCUUGAGUAUUGUAGACCUUUCUCCUCACUUCUGGAAGGAGAUCUUUCUGACAGAAGGAAAAGUUGUGGUUAUCCUUUACUUUCUUUGUUCUGUUCUCUAGUCUCAUCUUGUUUUCUAUCAACCCUAAAUGGCAUGUCUUACUGAAACAAACAACCUCUCUCUCAUAGCUUGCUAGGCCCUGGAAGUGUGUGCUGAAAUGUUUUCCCUUGGACUUCUCUGCUUCUGAAGUUGCACUGUAUUCUGUGGAACAAGCCCUCUCUCAGUUGUCCUUCCCCUCGGCUUGAAGCCAGCCCACUGAGCAGACAGACACAAAAUGGCCACUGAUAAUACCCUAAUAUUGUAAUGAAUUACAAGUGCAAUUGACCGGAGAUGAUCAUCGUUCACACUCCCCUUCACCAGUCCAAAAUGUUUUGAAAGAUGCCCCUCUUUGCAUUAGAUGGUCUUAUUCUUCCUUCUGGUUCGUUUUUUUUGCUUUAUAGGCAGAAGUGCCAUUCCGACUUAAAACAUCUCCCUCUUGUGUUAUAAUGUGGUUGUAUACCCCCACCCACUGGUUCUACCGUUCCCACCAUGCUGUGUGUCUUGGGUUCUAACUUUUCUCCUAUACACAUUUUAGAUACCAGUUUGCCAUCUCAAGACAGUGGGAGGUAGAAAUAGUAGUGACACCGUACAGUUUGUUUCCUGUAAAAAGCUCUGCAGUGGCCACACAACAUUUACUGAGAUACAGCUUCUAAAGCCAGGGCAUGUAUACUUCCUUUGCAGAGCUGUUGUCAAGGAAGUGAGUUUGUGUUUAUACAGGACCUCCCACCCCCCCACUUAAUAUCAACCAAUCAGGUCAAUGCGGAGCUAUAAGGAACUGUUACAACAUUUGGGUGGCGCGCGGUGAAUGCGGUGUGGAGCUCAAUUUGGCCUCUGCGUGGCUCCACAAUUGCAUCACACCCUCCAUACAGCGCCUCCGACCAUCUUUUCGGAAUCAAGCAUAAAUUGGCUUUAAGUCUGCUCUCCUGUCUGCUCAUGGUCACACGCAAAAUCAGAACCCCACCUUUGUCACACGCAAAAUCAGAACCCCACCUCCUUUCUCUCUCUCUCUCUCUCUCUCUCUCUCUCUCUCUCUCUACAUAAAAAUAAUCUUAGCACCGCAAACCAAAUCUCGUGUCAUCGCGAGAGACUUGACAUGAAUAUAUCAAAUCAGUGGCCGAUAUAUCCACUGUAACAAGGGACUUAGUGAACUGUCUGUCGGGGCAAUGCCAGGUGGAGUCUAAAGACCGGGUUGGGGCGAAAAUGGCACCCUAUUCCUUACAUAGUGCUGUACUUGUAACCAUAACCCUGUGUGUCCUGGUCAUCAGUAGUGCGCUAUAUAUGGAAUAAGAUGCUAUUUCAAACACAGACUGGUUUUGAACAGAGACGCACAGAGACUGUUAUAACAGGCGCCUUUAUAUUGAGCUGGGAGAGGGCUGUCUCUUAUUGUUUAUAUUGAGCUGGGAGAGGGCUGUCUCUCUAAUUGUCUGUCUGCCAGUAGGGUGUAAAACAGGACAGGGGACUGGAGCAGUGUAACAGCUGUGUGAUUUGGUCCAAUGUUUCAUAAUAAAGAUGGCUAACCAUUUGG